Messenger RNA from Xenopus laevis (African clawed frog), 1598 nucleotides. It is a transcript of the gene stx16.S, whose product is annotated as syntaxin 16 S homeolog. Gene Ontology annotation, molecular function: SNARE binding; SNAP receptor activity. The coding region runs from base 163 to 1134 and encodes 323 amino acids. Gene Ontology annotation, cellular component: endomembrane system; Golgi membrane; Golgi apparatus. The transcript is spliced from 9 exons. Lineage: Eukaryota; Metazoa; Chordata; Amphibia; Anura; Pipidae. Gene Ontology annotation, biological process: vesicle fusion; vesicle-mediated transport; intracellular protein transport. The record is from RefSeq and is a predicted model, not a curated record.
UGGAGGCGGAAGUAUCUGUGACAGGGGCGGAAGUGUAGUUUCGUGCUUGUCUCUGUGGAAUGCAGGGAACCGGGAGCAGGUCGGAGGGGCUAAGGCGGUGGCGGGUCUCUCAGGUUUGAGUGUCCGGUACUGGGGAGGGUAGGAGUGGGCUGAAACCUGACUAUGGCGACCCGCCGGCUGACCGACGCCUUCUUGCUAUUACGGAACAAUGCGGCCCAUAACCGGCACAUUCUGGCCGAGCAAGUGAGUAAUGAGAGGCGCCCGGGGAGUGCGCGGAGCUCGGGAGCGGAGCUGGAUGAGCUGGCCGAUGAUCGUAUGGCAUUGGUGUCAGGCCUGAGCUUGGAUCCUGAGGCAUCCAUUGGUGUGACCAAACGUCUCCCUCCAAAAUGGGUGGAUGGGGUGGAAGAGAUCCAGUACGAGGUCACAAGGAUAAAACAGAAAAUGAAAGACCUGGCCAGUGUGCAUGACAAGCACAUGAACCGGCCAACGUUAGAUGACAGCACAGAGGAAGAGCAUGCCAUUGAAAUAGCUACUCAGGAGAUCACGCAGAUGUUUCACCGCUGUCAGCGAUCUGUGCAGUCCUUACAGAGUCGGUCACGCCACUGCACAGAGCAGGAAGAGCGAUUACUAAGGAAUGUGGUAGCUUCAUUGGCACAGUCACUUCAGGACCUUUCAACCAACUUCCGACAUGUGCAGUCUGGGUAUCUGAAAAGGAUGAAAAAUCGAGAAGAGAGAUCUAAGCAUUUCUUUGAUACAUCGGUUCCUCUCAUUGAUGACGGGGAAGACAAUACUCUGUACGAUCGGGGCUUUACAGAGGACCAGCUGGCCUUGGCACAGCAGAACACAUUAAUGGUGGAAGAACGAGAGAGAGAGCUACGCCAGAUUGUACAGUCAAUCUCUGAUCUGAACGAGAUCUUUAGAGAGCUGGCAGGAAUGGUGGUAGAGCAGGGCACGGUUCUGGACAGAAUUGACUAUAAUGUGGAACAGGCCUGCGUUAAAACAGAGGACGGUUUGAAACACUUACAGAAGGCAGAGCAAUACCAAAAGAAGAACCGCAAGAUGCUCAUCAUUUUAAUUUUGUUUGUACUCGUGAUAGUCCUUAUUGUUGUGUUAAUUGGUGUCAAGUUCAAAUAGGUUAUUCUUUUAUUUAUUUUUUUUACAUUUCGAAUUUGAGUACAGAUUUUUUUUUUUCUUGUGUGUAAAGAAACUCAUUCUGCAAAAUGGUUUGGGAGAAGAACUCAAGUCUGGAAAGGGCGCUGAUAAACUGAUUCAAAUGUUUGCAUGAGCCAGAAGAGAGCGCAAGAAUCCAUGCUGGCACUACCAUCUCUUUUCUAAGAGACUUUAUUUCUGCUUCAUAAAAAAAAAAAACCUUAUGGACCAAAAAAUUGUAUGACCCUCUUCUGGAAAAGGAAUGACUCCUGCAUUAUGUAAAUCAAGUCUUUCCUGAUUUUGUCCCAGAGUUCUGGUUCUGAAUGCUGCUAGUGACCUUCCCCAGUGUCGGACUGGCCCACUGGGUAGGGUUGCCACCUGGCCGGUAUUUUACCCGCCUGUUAUUAAUAGGGAAAAACGUUAAAAUAUAUAUAGGUAUUUUUUUUCCA